AUGCUGCUUCGCCGUCGGCUGCUCCAGCAGGUUGGCAUGGCCGCCAGCGCUACCUUGAAGGACCAGUACGCCUCCUCCGGAAGUAGCAUCAAAGACGCCGACAAGAAAACGAGGUCUCGCACCUCCCUGCAGGUGUCACUCUCUACCGAUAAGUCUGGUGAGCUGUGCCGACUGCUGAGCGUCUUCAAGCCACACAACAUCAACAUUAGCCAAGUAGCCAACCGUCCUCGCGCCUACGAAAAUAAAGCGCCGCUGCGCACCAUCUUCCUCGAUGUGGAGGCCUACAUUGAGGACCAAAACAUGAAGAAGGUCAUGGCGGAGCUGCGCGAAACAUUUCCCAAUGUCGUCGUGGCCGGAUCGUGGGUAAUCCCAUGGUACCCGACGGAGCCCAAAGACCUCGACGAGCUUGAUCAGAGCACGCUCGCCGCCGGCGAGGAGCUGCAAGAGGACCCGGAGAAUCCCCACCCUGGCUUCCACGACGAAGUCUACCGCGCCCGCCGCCGCGAGAUUGUCGGCCUUGCUAAGAACUACAAAACUGGGGAUAAAAUCCCGAUUGUGAACUACACGGAAGAGGAGAACCGCGUGUGGAGUGUAGUCUACGACCACCUCACCCGCCUGUACCCGACGCAUGCGUGCCAGCAGUACAACUACGUCUUUCCGCUGCUUCUCGAAAGCGGAGUACUGAGCCGAACCCAAAUGCCACAGCUGCGCGACGUGAGCGACUUCUUGAACGAGGCGACCGGCUUCACAGUGCGCCCCGUGACGGGGCUUCUGACGUCGCGCGACUUCUUGAAUGCCCUGGCAUUCCGUGUCUUUUACAGCACCCAGUACAUUCGCCACGCAGCGCAGCCGCUCUACACGCCGGAGCCGGACAUGGUGCAUGACAUCAUUGGUCACCUGCCUCUGCUCUCCGACCCUGACUUCGCCAAGUUCACCCAGACGAUUGGUCUCGCCUCCCUUGGCGCCAGCGAUGAGCUGUUGGGGAAGCUGGCAAAGGUCUACUGGUAUAGCGUUGAGUUCGGCCUCUGCAGUGAGGGCGGCCGAUGCAAAGCCUACGGUGCUGGUAUUCUAUCAAGCUCUGGGGAGUUAGAGUACGCGCUGAGCGACAAGCCGGAGCGCGUCCCGUGGGACCCGACAGUGGCCUCCAUCACGCCGUUCCCAAUCACCAAGUACCAGCCGCGGUACUUUGUAGCCGAAAGCUUCCCGGAUGCGCAGCAUAAAUUGGAGGCGUGGCUCAGCUCGCAGGAGAAGCCGCUGUACACGGUCUACAACUCGUACUCGCGGUGCGUGCAGUCGUACCCGAAGAAUACGUGGCACAUGCUCCAGGAACAGAUGAAGCGCACGAACUUCACCUUCUGA
Leishmania braziliensis MHOM/BR/75/M2904 is the source of this 1359-nucleotide messenger RNA. It is a transcript of the gene PAH, whose product is annotated as putative phenylalanine-4-hydroxylase. Gene Ontology annotation, biological process: aromatic amino acid metabolic process. Gene Ontology annotation, molecular function: oxidoreductase activity, acting on paired donors, with incorporation or reduction of molecular oxygen, reduced pteridine as one donor, and incorporation of one atom of oxygen; iron ion binding. NCBI's taxonomy places the organism in Eukaryota, Euglenozoa, Kinetoplastea, Trypanosomatida, Trypanosomatidae. Bases 1 to 1359 code for a protein of 452 amino acids. The transcript has a single exon. The record is from RefSeq and is a predicted model, not a curated record.